Periophthalmus magnuspinnatus is the source of this 6888-nucleotide messenger RNA. RefSeq names its product proteasome activator subunit 4a (gene psme4a). NCBI's taxonomy places the organism in Eukaryota, Metazoa, Chordata, Actinopteri, Gobiiformes, Gobiidae. The record is from RefSeq and is a predicted model, not a curated record. Gene Ontology annotation, cellular component: cytosol; spermatoproteasome complex; nucleus. The transcript has 48 exons. Gene Ontology annotation, molecular function: peptidase activator activity; proteasome binding. Gene Ontology annotation, biological process: proteasomal ubiquitin-independent protein catabolic process. The coding region runs from base 458 to 6001 and encodes 1847 amino acids.
GCGUCUAGCGGCUGCUAAGCUGUAGUUGGAUAAACCAGACGACGUUGACAGUCCUUGGGAUAUGACUGUGCUUUUGUAGUGCGGUGCUAACUUUAGCCACGCCGUUAGCAGGUUUGAGGUUUUUGGAUUUAUCUAGAGGACAGCAAUUCUUGUAAUAACUCAUUCUGCUGAUUGACUGAAGCGCUCUUACGCGUUUUUAUUCUUCUCGAUCGGAAAUGAUACUUGUUAUGCUUUAUCGGAAAGUGAGCUAACACAACUUGAGCUAAAUGGCUACUUAGCGUGUCGGGAACUUGUGAAUUUCAUAACUUAGUCAUCGUGGGCCAUAACAAUCCAGCAAGAGGACGAAGAAGGUGGUUAGCUUCAAAUUGAAGAACAGUUCAGACGACACCAAGAGCCAAACUUUAGCGAAGUACAGUUUGUUAGCAUCUUAGAGCUAGCAAUUUUAGGAUUUAAUAAUAUGAAAACGGCACAGUGCGAUACAUUGGGAUUUCUACCUCAAAAGGACAUUGUAUACAACAAACUUCUCCCGUAUGCGGAUAGGCUAGAUGAAGAGUCCAAUGAUGUUUUGAGCAAAAUUAAAGGUAAUUUGGCCCGAGCCGUACAGCUCCGAGAAAUAUGGCCCGGUGUACUGUUCUGGACAAGGAAACUUUCCACGUAUAUGCGUCUGUAUGGUCGGAAAUUCAGCAAAGAAGACCAUGUACUUUUUAUCAAGUUGCUCUACGAGCUAGUAACGAUCCCCAAACUGGAGAUCAGUAUGAUGCAAGGGUUUUCUCGUCUUCUCAUCAACCUCUUAAAGAAAAAAGAACUGUUGUCGCGGGAGGACCUAGAAUUACCAUGGAGACCCCUGUACGAGCUACAUGACAGGAUCCUGUAUUCAAAGACUGAACAUCUGGGUCUCAACUGGUUUCCCAACUCUCCUCGACCUCGUACAUCCUCUAAAAACAUAAUGCUAAAAUUGUUUCGGAGGUGCUCUGUGGAAAAUGUGAUCAGAGCACUGGUGAAAAACUGCAGGCCAUAUUUUUCGGACUCUGCGACUCAAGAGAUGUUGGAUGAGUGGAGACCUCUUUUAUGCCCAUUUGAUGUCACAAUGCAAAGAGCAAUCAGUUACUUUGAGCUCUUUCUGCCCACAACUCUACCUCCAGAGCUGCAUGACAAGGGUUUCAAGUUGUGGUUUGAGGAAAUGCUGAGUUUAUGGGUGUCUGUUCAGAACCUUCCGAGCUGGGAAGUGCAUUUGGUUAGUCUCUUUGCUCGUCUGGCUAAUGAUAACAUUGGCUACAUUGACUGGACUCCCUAUAUCCCCAAGAUUUUUACAAGAAUAUUAAGAAGUUUGAAUCUCCCUGUUGGUACCAGUCAGAUGAUGGUUCCAAGAUACAUCACCAAUGCAUAUGAUAUCAACCAUGCUGUUUUGUGGGUUUCUGCCUUAUUGGGUGGACCCGACAAAGAGGCACAAGCUCAGCUCAGUGGCCUUUUCAAAAGCAUUACAUCUUUCUUUCAUCCUUCAAACCAUGGUCGGUGGUUGAUGAAGCUGAUGAAGCUGCUCCACAGACUCCCUGCUAGUGUCGUGCGCCGGCUGCACAGGGAGCGCUACAGAAAGCCCACCUGGCUCACCCCGGUCCCCGACAGUCACAAACUCACAGAGCAGGACAUCACAGAGUUUGUGAAUAGCAUGAUGGAGCCCGUUUUACUUGCUAUGUUCAGUAAAACAGGCAGCCUUGAUGCAGCCAAAGCUCUGCAAAACCUGGCUCUGAUGCGACCCGAGUUAGUCAUUCCACCAGUGCUGGAAAAGACCUAUCCCGCUCUGGAGACGCUUACAGAGCCACAUCAGCUCACAGCCACUCUGAGCUGCAUGAUCGGGGUGGCUCGCAGCCUAGUGUCCGGGGGCCGCUUCUUUCCCGAGGGUCCCACUCACAUGCUGCCCCUACUCAUGAGGGCUCUGCCUGGAGUGGAUCCAAACGACUUUAGCAAGUGCAUGAUCACAUUCCAGUUUAUUGCUACAUUUGUGACCUUGGUGCCUUUAGUUGACUGCUCCUUUGCUCUACAUGAAAGAACAGACUUGACAGAGAUUGAGCGUGAGAUGUGCUCGGCCUCUGCUGAAUUUGAAGAUUUUGUCCUUCAGUUCAUGGACAGAUGCUUUGCCCUAAUAGACAGCAGCACUCUGGAACAAACCCGAGAAGAAACGGAGACAGAAAAAAUGACUCACCUGGAAAGUCUGGUGGAACUUGGCCUGUCGUCAACAUUUAGCACAAUCCUGACACAGUGCUCAUUGGACAUCUUUAAGGUGGCUCUGGAGAAGGUGUUUAACUUUGCAACCACUAACAUCUUUGAAACACGUGUAGCUGGGAGGAUGGUCGCUGACAUGUGCAGAGCUGCAUCCAAAUGUCAUCCAGCUGAGGCUCUCAAGGUUUUUGUGCCACACUGUUGCAAUGCCAUCAAUCAAAUCGCAGUCCAUGAGGAAGUGCUUAAUGAGGAAGAGCUCGACAAAGAGUUACUCUGGAAUCUACAGCUUUUGUCUGAGGUGACCAGAGUAGAUGGAGACAAAGUUUUGCCCUAUCGUUCUGAGUUGGUACAGAUUUUGCAGCUGACACUCCACCUCAAGUGUAAGCAGGGCUAUACACUCGCAUGCAAUCUGCUGCACCACAUUCUCCGCUGCACAGCUCUUAUCUAUCCCACUGAGUACUGCAGUGUGCCCGGAGGCUUUCACCAACCCAUCAGUGACUACCUGCCUAUAAAGGAUUGGGGUCGUCCUGGGGAUCUGUGGAAGCUGGACAUUCGGUGGCAUGUGCCCAGCGUUGAGGAGACUUCCUUUGCUUUUUACCUUCUGGACCUUAUUCUCCAGCCUGAACUUCAACGCCUUCAGAGAUUUGCCCAAGGAGAACAGGACUUAAGCAGAGAUGAUAUUCUACAGAGCCUCACCAUUAUCCAGCAUUGCCUCUUAGGCGCAGGAAGUCUCAUGCCGCCUUUAAAAGGAGAGCCCAUCCCUGACUUGGUCCAGAGUAUGGUGAACCUAAAUGAAACCACCUUUUAUACAGGGAUGGAGUAUGAUCACUCCAGAGAGAACUACAGAGAUGCAAUCUGCCGAGUGAUGAGAAAGUUGCUGCAUUACAUUCUGGAGCACACAGAGGAUGACACCAAGUCCCUCUUCUCCAUCAUCAAGAUCAUCAGUGACCUAUUGCACUUUAAAGGUUCACACAAGCACGAGUUUGAUUCCCGUUGGAAAAGUUUCAACCUUGUCAAGAAAUCAAUGGAAAAUAGACUCCAUGGCAGAAAGCAGCACAUCAGAGCUCUGCUAAUAGACAGAGUUAUGCUUCAGCAUGAGUUGCGAAAACUGACAGUGGAAGGUUGUCAGUACAGAAGUAUUCACCAGGACCUGAUGAAAGAUCUGUUAAGGCUUUCCACAAGCACCUAUAGCCAAGUCCGAAACAGAGCUCAAACUGUGUUGUUCACUGCACUGGGGACCUAUAACUUCUGCUGCAGAGAUCUGAUUCCUCAUGUUUUGCAAUUUCUCAACCCAGACAACAGCAGUGUUACCCAGCAGCAGUUCAAAGGUGCCCUGUACUGCUUUCUUGGGAAUCACAAUGGUGUGUGCCUGGCCAAUCUGCAUGACUGGGAUUGUAUUUCAUUGACAUGGCCUGCUAUUGUGCGGUCUGGCCUUAGCUCUGCUAUGUCCCUUGAAAAGCCUUCAAUCGUGCGCUUGUUUGAUGACCUUGCAGAUAAAAUCCAUCGUCAAUAUGAAACUAUUGGCAUCGACUUUGCUAUUCCCUCUGAGUGCUGUGCUGUGGCCAAGCAGCUUAUGGUCACUGCAGCCCCUGUGCCCUCUGAGCCUAUUCCCACAGAUGAGAAUGUAGCCGAAGGUUUGCAAAGACAAGAACAGAAGAACACUGAGUCUGUGCAGAAAUAUAAUCAGCUGAUUGUUGACCUGCUGGACAACUUGAGCAACAGAAACUUGCCCUGGAAAUUUGAACACAUUGCAAUUGGCUUUUUGUCACUGUUACUGAGAGAUGACCAACAACUCCCACCAGCUGCUAUCACUUUUUUUGUUAAAAGUCUCAAUCAUGACUCGCUGUAUGUUCGGAAGGUGGCAAUAUCAGCUGUGGCAGGAAUCAUGAAGCAGAUUAAGAGACCACAUAAGAAAGUCUCAGUCACUCCAUCUAAGCUUUGUGAGAUCAAGGAUACUAGCAAUAUUGUAGCAGGUGACCGGGCAGACAACAAGUGGCUUCAGUAUGACAGCAGCAGUUUGCCGGUCACACAGGAGUCCUGGGACAAGUGUGUGUUUGUGGAAAAGACUCACUGGGGAUACUACUGCUGGCCAAAGGAGCUGACAAUGUAUGCACCGUCAGAAGAGCAGCCCAAACAAAACCUUACUAGAGACGAAAUGACCGAGCGAGAACAGAUUAUAUAUGACCAUUUCACAGACCCUGCCUUCAUCAGCCAGUUCAUUGAGUUUCUGUCUCUGGAAGACCGAAAGGGCAAAGACACAUUCAGCCCACGACGAUUUUGUUUGUUCAAAGGUUUAUUCCGCAACUUUCAUGAUGCCUUUCUGCCAUUGCUGCAGCCGCACAUGGAGCGCCUUGUUGCAGACUCCCAUGAGAGCAAACAGCGCUGCGUGGCAGAGAUCAUUUCUGGUUUGAUCAGAGGCUGCAAACACUGGAGCUAUCCAAAGGUUGAGAAACUCUGGACAAUGUUGUGUCCUUUACUACGCACUGCUCUGUCAAAUAUCACAAUAGAAACCUAUGCAGACUGGGGCACUUGCAUCGCUACAGCUUGUGAGAGCAGAGACCCACGAAAACUGCACUGGCUCUUCGAGAUGCUCAUGGAGUCUCCUGUGAAUGGAGAGGGGGGGUCCUUUGUGGAUGCCUGUCGCCUGUAUGUGCUGCAAGGAGGACUUGCUCAACAGGAGUGGCGUGUUCCUGAGCUCCUACACAGAUUGCUGCAAUAUUUAGAGCCCAAACUUACACAAGUCUACAAAAAUGUGCGAGAAAGAAUUGGCAGUGUCCUCACUUACAUCUUUAUGAUUGAUGUGAAUCUACCAUUCACCAAGCCAACCAUGUCUCCACGCAUCUGUGAUUUUACUGAGCGAGUUUUGUUGCGACUGAAGCCUCUGACUGAAGGUGAUGAAGAAAUACAAAAUCAUGUGAUUGAAGAGAAUGAGGUGGGGGAACAAGAUGAGAGGACCCAAGCGAUAAAACUCUUAAAAACAGUAUUGAAAUGGCUGAAGGCGAGUGCUGGGCGGUCAUUCUCCACUGCUAUUACAGAGCAGUUACGAUUCCUUCCUUUGCUCUUCAAGAUUGCUCCAGUUGAGAAUGAUGACAGUUAUGAUGAGCUAAAACGUGAUGCAAAGACAUGCCUUUCUCUAAUGUCUCAGGGGCUGCUCUACACAGAGCAGGUCCCCAUGGUUCUAGAGGUGCUGCGGGAGAUUGCUGGCAGUAAUUCCUGGCAUGCUCGAUACACUGUGCUGACAUAUCUUCAGAUAAUGGUUUUCUAUAACCUGUUCACUGUCAUGAGCGACGAGGAGAUUGUGAACAGUAUCCGGGGACUGGUGAUCAAACUUCUGGAGGAUGAACAACUAGAGGUUAGAGAAAUGGCUGCGACUACACUCAGUGGCUUUCUACAGUGCAAUUUUCUAUCAAUGGAUGGCCCAAUGCAAGCUCAUUUUGAAGCUCUCUGCAAGACACGAUUGCCAAAAAAGAGGAAGAGGGAGCUUGGUGCUAUGGUGGACCCUAUACCUUCAGCUGAUCUGGUACGACGCCAUGCUGGUGUCCUUGGACUGAGUGCAUGUAUACUCUCCAGCCCGUAUGAUGUCCCCACCUGGAUGCCUCAGCUGCUAAUGGACUUGAGUGCUCACCUGAAUGAUACCCAACCUAUAGAGAUGACUGUGAAGAAAACCCUCUCAAACUUCAGGCGAACGCACCAUGACAACUGGCAACAGCAUAAGCAGCAGUUCACCGACGAUCAGCUCCUUGUCCUGACUGACCUGCUUGUGUCCCCCUGUUAUUAUGCUUAAUACCAGCGCCAUACAGACAGCCCUGUGAUGUAUCUGGGAGCGGGGAAUCAUCCGGAAAAAUAAUUAAAAAACAGUACUGAAAUGUGACACAUGGACUGAACAGCUUGUUGAUUUGUAUGUAUCUAGUUCAUUUACAUUUCUACUAUACUUAAUAUUUAAGGAUUAAUCAUUGCAGGUGUGAAAGACCUGCAGCUUGUAAUAUUAUUGUACAGUGUUUUCCUCCUUUUUAUCUUGUGUGCAUGUGCACAAAGGAGUGUGUGUGCAUUCUGGAGAUGCUUGAAGACAUCUGCCGGUGUCCCACACAUUUCUCAGGAUUGUAUCCAACUCUGAGCCAACACAAUGUCCAGUGAAGGACAUCCUCUUUACUUCCAAUAGUGAACCUGCACACAAUGUUUGUGUGUCUGUUUGAUCUAUACAUACAUAUGUAGGCAUAUGUCAUGCUAUAGCAAAUAUGCACAAACAUAUUUAUUAUUUAUUUUACUUUUUGAAGUGCUAAAGAUUUUUUCUGAAACUAUGUAGUUGAUGUACUGUUCAAAUCAUUUAGACUACUUUCAUGUACUUUUUGCGAUGAAGGGAGAGGACAUGCUCCCCUCUGCUGUGCUGUGUGAUGUUUGCAGUGAGAAGCACAGAUCUAUAACCAUUAUGUGUCUCGGUGCAAAAACGUAACCAAAAUGCCUGUUCCUGAGUUCUAUGGAGUAUGAAUAUUUUUUCUAAAAACUCUGACAAUAAACUGUGUUGGUUUGUUUUCCCAGAUAACUUGAAACAGUCUGAACAUAGAUGAAUUUAGGACCUCACUUAUGUAUAGCAUAGUGCCAAAUCUGCAGUGACUUUUUUUAGAUGGAAUGUUUGCUCAUUAAAUGUUAUAAUAAAGUUUGUAUCAAGCUUUA